Messenger RNA from Otolemur garnettii (small-eared galago), 1164 nucleotides. RefSeq names its product histamine receptor H4 (gene HRH4). Gene Ontology annotation, molecular function: histamine receptor activity. The transcript has 5 exons. Lineage: Eukaryota; Metazoa; Chordata; Mammalia; Primates; Galagidae. The record is from RefSeq and is a predicted model, not a curated record. The coding region runs from base 1 to 1164 and encodes 387 amino acids. Gene Ontology annotation, biological process: regulation of MAPK cascade; positive regulation of cytosolic calcium ion concentration; inflammatory response. Gene Ontology annotation, cellular component: membrane.
AUGUCAGAUACCAAUAGCACAAUUAAUUUAUUACUAAACACCCGUAUUACCUUAGCAUUUUUAAUGUACUUGCUAGCUUUUGCUAUAAUGCUAGGAAAUGCUGUAGUCAUUUUAGCUUUUGUGGUGGACAAAAAUCUCAGACAUCGAAGUAAUUAUUUUCUUCUUAACUUGGCCAUUUCUGACUUCUUCGUGGGUGUGAUCUCCAUUCCUUUGUAUGUUCCUCACAAGAUGUUUAACUGGGAUUUUGGAAAGGAAGUCUGCAUAUUUUGGCUUGUUAUUGACUAUCUUUUGUGUACAGCGUCUGUGUAUAACAUUGUCCUCAUCAGCUAUGAUCGAUACCAGUCAGUCUCAAAUGCUGUAAGUGAAAACAUUAAUCAUAAUAAUCUAUUACAGAUCAAUAUCAAUAUGGUGGCUGUGUGGGUGCUGGCCUUUUUAGCGAAUGGGCCGAUGAUUCUAGUUACAGAGUCUUGGAAGGAUGGGAGUAAUACAUGUGAACCUGGAUUUUUUUCACAUUGGUAUGUGCUGGCCUUCACAUCUUUCUUGGAAUUCCUGAUCCCAGUCAUCUUAGUUACUUACUUCAACUUGAAUAUUUACUGGAGCCUAUGGAAGCGUUCUAAUCUCAUCAGGUGCCAGAGCCAUUCUACACCUCCCUGCGUCUCCUCCAGCAACUGUGGACACUCAGUCAGAUGUGGACUCUUUCCAAGGACAUCUCUUCCAAAGGAAGCAGCUGCAUCCUUUCGUUCCGAGAGACAGAGAAGAAAGAGCAGUGUCUUGUCUUCCUUGAAACCCCGGAAGAAUAGCAGUAUAAUUGCUUCCAAAACGAGGUCCUUCUCCCAGUCAGAUUCUGUAGCUCCUCACCAAAGGGAACAUCUUGAACUUCUCAGAGCCAGGAAAUUAGCCAAGUCUCUGGCCAUUCUCUUAGGUAUUUUUGCCAUUUGCUGGGCUCCAUAUUCUCUGUUCACAAUUGUUCUUUCAGUUUACCCCCCAGAGGAACGUCCUAAAUCACAGUGGUAUGAAAUUGCCUUUUGGCUUCAGUGGUUCAAUUCCUUUGUCAAUCCUUUUUUGUAUCCAUUGUGUCACAAGCGUUUUCAGAGAGCUUUCUUGAAAAUAUUUCGCAUGAGAAAGCAACCCACACCAUCACACAAUCAGUCAUUAUCUUCUUAA